GGAUUGUAUGAUGGGAAAAGAAAGGUCUUUUUCAUCGAGGAAGAAAUCUCUCACGCAAAUAGAAUGGAGUUGAAUAUUAACUUGUCAUGUCACAUUUUACAUUUAUGUAUUAGCAAUAGAAUAACUCACUGAUAGAGCCUGUUGUGUGAGUUCACUAACUACGGUGGACCUAUAAAUUAUAAUACGAGAAAGGUUUAGCAACUCAAGUUGUAAGUUAUUUGACCAAAAGUAUGCUAUUUUAUAAAUUUAUACAAUGAUAAUGUUCAAUAAUAGCAUUCAGUUUCAGGCAUACGGUUCAGAAACGAAUUUAGAAGCUUUUUAUCACAUAAUAAAUUUCAUGUCAAAUACAUGUUACUUUACAGAUUAUCAUGAACACUGAAUAAUAAGGUUACGUCAUAUAAAUCGAUUUAUAAAAAUGAUCAAGUCUCAACCACAGAAGAAUGAAAUAACCUAUUAUGAACUUGAAAAACAAUGGAAGAAGAAGUCUCGGUUUGAUUUGGAUUUUGUGAUUUCUUGAAUUAAAUAAUAUUAAUGAUGUAAUGGAAAAUAUCUUAAUGUAGACUCUUGUAAUAAAAUUGAAAUGUUAACUGAAUGCCACCUAAAACAAUAAACGGAGUUUGAAUAGUGGACUUAGUUCGCUUGAUUUAUUUAUUUAUUCGAAUUGAGCUUAUUGUAUUUAAUUAUUUAUUUAAUUCAGUUUUCACAAUAUUACAUUUCACCAAGUACAUAUUUACUAUAUACGUGUAUUGGAGGCAGUUGAAUGAAUGACAACUAAUAAGUUUUGAAUAGUUUCAUCAUGCAUUUUUCUCAUUUUAGAAUAGAAAGCAAAAAGCAUAUCUACCGAUAUUGACCUUUAACGAAUGAGCAAGUCCAAGUAUCAGUCUACGAUGAUGAAACAUAGUGCACUUUCUGUCUCAGAAGAAUAUUUGAGUCUUGUAAUUAUUAGUUUAGCAAAGAUUCUAAUUAUUGAAAAAUACAAAACACUGCCUUAUCUUAACUUCGUCCUCUCGAUAGGAAAAAUAUGCAGUUUCUCAUGAUUGUUUACAUUUAGAGUUUUUCUGCCAGUUUUUCUUACACCUGAAAAUUGAAUUUCUCAUGCUCUUUUACUUAUCCGUUCUAUUGUUUUGUUAUAUCUACUGUCAAUGUGCGAUAAUGAAUGGUACGAGAGAAAAGAGAGUUUUUUCGCCAGAAAACUGAAAUCUCACUGAUUUGCGAUAAGUCCUAUCAUCCCCAUGUAAGUAAUAUCUCAAAAAUGCUAUUUCUCUCAAAAUACAAGAUUAUGAGCGAAAAUUUUGUAUAAAUUGGUGAGAAAAUCAUUUUCAACACAAACAACUGUCAUCACCAAGAGACUACACUUCUCAACAAAAUGGCUUUCAAGCUCGCUUUUGCCGUCUGUGCCCUUUGCGCCAUCUCUCAAGUCUACUCAUCUCCAGUCUACGGAGACUACUACGGUUCUGGCUACGGCUACGGCUGCGGCUGCGGCUGCGGCAGUGGUUGUGGUUGCGGUUGCGGCUGCGGCAAGACCGCAGUUGUCAUCAAGCAGGACAAGUGCUGUUGUCAGAAGCCAUGCUGCUGUUGUCAGCCAACAUGUUGUUGCCAGCCAACCUGCUGUUGCCAACCAACCUGCUGUUGCCAGCCAUGUUGCAAGUGUUGUUGCGUGCCACAGAAGAAGUGCGGAGACACCAUUGUGAUCAAGGAGCCAGACACCUGUUGUUGUCGCCCAGUGUGUCAGCCAUGUUGUUGCCAGCAACAGUCCUGCUGCUGUUGUGAGCCAUGCUGCUGCAAGCCAUGCUGCUGCCAGUGCGGAUGCUGUUGCCAGAAGAAGUGUGGCAACACUGUUGUCAUCAAGGAGCCAGACACCUGCUGCUGUCGUCCAGUCUGCCAUCAGCCAUGCUGCUGCCAGUCAUGCUGCUAAAUACUCUCUCUAAUUACUAAUAAUAUACAGUUCCUCCAUUGCUAAAAUGAGUGAAUAAAAUUAGUCAACCUCAAA
Messenger RNA from Nilaparvata lugens (brown planthopper), 1990 nucleotides. RefSeq names its product keratin-associated protein 5-4-like. Bases 1367 to 1915 code for a protein of 182 amino acids. The transcript is spliced from 2 exons. Lineage: Eukaryota; Metazoa; Arthropoda; Insecta; Hemiptera; Delphacidae. The record is from RefSeq and is a predicted model, not a curated record.